UCUUUCAAUCCUGGAAAAAAAAGUUUUUCCCGUUUCAGUUUUUUUUGUUUGCUCUUUAAUUUUGGCGGAGGUUCUCGUUUGGUUCCCCGUUGCGUUUCCAUGAAAUCGAGCGGAGUGUCGCUAGCCGCUGCUGCCUGCGCUGCCGCUCUCAGUCUCGGCUCUGCUGGUGAUGAGGAAAAGAAAAUGGCGGCGGGAAAAGCGAGUGAAACCGAAGAGGACUUUCCUAGGCUGACAGCGCAGGAGAGAGACAGCCUGGCCGAAAUAGACAGCCGAGUGUUUGGAUUUUUGAGGCUUCAUGAAGAUGGCGCCAGAACGAAGGCCUUACUGUUAAAGGCUGUUCGCUGCUAUGAUUCUUUAAUCUUGAAAGCUGAAGGAAAAGUCGAGCCAGAGUUGUUUUGCCAGCUAGGUCACUUCAACCUCUUACUGGAGGAUUAUCCAAAAGCAUUAUCUGCAUACCAGAGGUACUACAGUUUACAGUCUGACUACUGGAAGAAUGCUGCCUUUUUAUAUGGCCUCGGUAUGGUGUACUUCCAUUAUAAUGCAUUUCAGUGGUCCCCUUUUUCCCCAUCUAGGCAUUUGCAGUCCCCCUCUACAGCGACCCCUACUGGAAAGAGAAGGGCAAUUAAAGCAUUUCAGGAAGUGCUUUAUAUUGAUCCCGGCUUUUCACGAGCCAAGGAAAUUCAUUUACGACUUGGGCUGAUGUUUAAAGUCAACACAGACUACGAAUCAAGUCUAAAGCAUUUUCAGCUGGCUUUAAUAGACUCAAAUCCCUGCACUUUGUCCAAAGCUGAAAUUCAAUUUCACAUUGCUCAUUUAUAUGAAAUUCAGAAAAAGUAUCGAGCUGCGAAAGAAGCUUAUGAACUCCUUUUGCAGACUGAAAAUCUUCCUGCGCAAGUGAAGGCAACCACUCUGCAGCAAUUAGGCUGGAUGCAUCACACCGUGGAUCAGCUGGGAGACAAAGCCAAUAAAGAAAGCUAUGCUAUUCAGUGUCUGCAGAAGUCUUUAGAAGCAGAUCCAAACUCUGGACAGUCCUGGUACUUCCUCGGCAGGUGCUAUUCAAGUAUUGGGAAGGUUCAGGAUGCCUUUAUAUCUUACCGACAGUCCAUUGAUAAAUCAGAAGCUAGUGCGGACACAUGGUGUUCAAUAGGGGUGUUGUAUCAACAGCAGAAUCAACCAAUGGAUGCGUUACAGGCCUAUAUCUGUGCUGUGCAGUUGGACCAUGGCCAUGCUGCAGCCUGGAUGGACCUGGGCACCCUCUACGAAUCCUGUAACCAGCCUCAGGAUGCCAUCAAAUGUUACAUUAAUGCAACCAGGAGUAAAUCGUGUAGUAAUACCCCUGCCCUCACAGCACGGAUAAAAUACUUACAGGCUCAGUUGUGUAACCUUCAACAAAGUAGUCUACAGAGUAAAACUAAAAUGCUUCCUAGUAUUGAGGAGGCAUGGAGCCUACCAAUCCCCGCAGAACUUACCUCCAGACAGGGUGCCUUGAACUCAGCACAGCAGGCCUGUAAACCUCAUCAGAAUAAUGAAGUAGGCCUUGGUCAACCACAGAUGUCACAGCAGUCCUUGCCUCUGCACAUGGCUCCUUCAGGCCAAGUAGAUGACCAAUCAAGUCCUGCUAAGAGAAAAAGAACAUCAAGCCCAACAAAGAAUACUUCAGAUUCUUGGGCAAGUGGCCACAAUGUGUCACACCAUCCAGUCCAACAGCAAGUUCCUAACUGGUACUUAACACCACAGAAAUUACAGCUCUUGGAACACCUUCGGACAAACAGGCAAAACCUGAAGCCACUUCAGCUACAGAUGCUGGAACAGCUCGAGGGGCAGCUUGCCUUGAUGCAGCAGCACCAGCAGCAGAUGAGACAAACAGCAGCUGGGCAGGUACGACCAACUAGAGUUCCUAAUGGGCCAACAGUCGAUUCAUCACUGCCUACAAACUCUGUCUCUGGUCAGCAGCCGCACGUGGCCCUGACUAGAGUGCCUAAUGUUGUUCCGUCUGGAGUCCGUCCAGUCUGUCCUGGGCAGCCAGUGGCAAACGGAUCUUUCCCAGCGAACUCGGUUCCCUGCAGCACAGCUGGAAUGCUGGGUAAUACAGACACUAUUUCUGUAGGCAAUAAUCACAUAACAGGAAUGGAAAGCAACGGAAACGUGCCUUACCUGCAGCAAAACGCACUAAGUCUACCUCAUAACUGCACAAACCCAACCAGCAGCAGCACAGAGGAGCCGUGGAAAAACCAACACAUUAACUCCACUCAGGGGCUUCAGAAAGGUCAGAGUUCACAUUCGGCGGGUCCUAAUGGUGAACGACCUCUCUCUUCCACUGGGACUUCCCAGCAUUUCCAGGCAGCUGGCACUGGUAUUCAAAAUCAGGUUGGACAUCCCACCAUGCCUAGCAAUUCACUAACACAGGGGGCUGCUCUCAAUCACUUCUCCUCUCCUCCUCACACGGCUACCUCAGGCGGACAACAAGGCAUUACCUUAACCAAAGAGAGCAAGCCUUCAGGAAACAACAACGCAACAUCAGUGCCCGACAUCAGCAGGCACUGUGAAGGGACACCAAACAGCACUGCCACUGUAGAGGGACUCCCUAAUCAUGUCCAUCAGGUGAUGGCAGAUACUGUUUCAUGCCCUAGCCAUGGAGAAUCCAAGUCACCAGGUGUACUUAGUUCAGACAAUCCUCAGCUCUCUGCCUUGUUGAUUGGAAAAGCCAAUAAUAUUGGGGGUUCUGGAACCUGCGAAAAAGUCAAUAACGUUCACCCGGCGGUUCACAACUCAAAGACUCGAGAGAAUUCUGUUGCCUCUUCGCCCUCAUCAGCCAUUUCCACAGCAACCCCUUCUCCUAAAUCGACUGAACAAACUACUACGAACAGUGUUACCAGCCUUAACAGCCCCCCCAGUGGAUUGGGACAUAAAGUUAAUGGGAAGUGUAUUGAGGACUCGCAAAGCCCAAUGAAAGUCGACCCUCCUUUGAUCAGUCACAAAUCUAACCCUCCGCUUGCACCUUCAUCUUCUGUCUCUAUAUAUCCCAGCUCAGUAGAUGUACUCAAAGCAUGCAGAAAUCUCGGUAAGAAUGGUCUAUCAAAUAGUAGCGUUUUAUUGGACAAGUGUCCACCCCCACGACUGCCUCCUCCCCCUUAUCCUUCGCUGCCAAAGGACAAACUCAACCCUCCUACUCCUAGUAUUUAUCUGGAGAACAAGCGAGAUGCUUUCUUUCCACCUUUACACCAAUUCUGUACAAAUCCAAACAACCCUGUCACAGUAAUCCGUGGCCUUGCAGGAGCUCUUAAACUAGAUCUCGGCCUUUUUUCUACCAAGACAUUAGUAGAAGCAAACGCUGAUCAUCUGGUGGAGGUGCGGACGCAACUGUCUCAGCCCACGGACGAAAACUGGGACCUAACUGGAACGAAGAAAAUGUGGCGCUGUGAAAGCAGUCGGUCCCAUACUACCAUUGCCAAAUAUGCACAGUACCAGGCCUCAUCAUUCCAGGAAUCAUUAAGGGAGGAAAAUGAAAAGAAGGGCCACAAGGACCACUCGGACAAUGAAUCAACAUCAUCAGAUAAUGUCGGCCGGCGGAGAAAAGGACCCUUCAAAACCAUCAAAUUUGGGACAAACAUUGACUUCUCAGAUGAAAAGAAGUGGAAGUUGCAGCUUCAUGAGUUAAGUAAGCUCCCUGCGUUUGCACGAGUUGUGUCUGCAGGGAAUCUCCUGAGCCAUGUUGGACACAUCAUCCUGGGAAUGAACACGGUUCAGCUCUAUAUGAAGGUUCCUGGCAGCAGGACGCCUGGUCAUCAAGAAAACAACAACUUUUGUUCUGUUAACAUCAACAUCGGCCCAGGGGAUUGUGAAUGGUUUGCUGUUCCAGAGUCCUACUGGGGUGCCAUGAAUGAUUUCUGUGAAAAGAACAAUAUAAAUUUCUUAAUGGGCUCCUGGUGGCCAAACCUAGAGGAUCUGUAUGAGGCGAAUGUCCCUGUGUAUCGGUUUAUCCAGCGUCCUGGAGACCUGGUUUGGAUCAAUGCAGGCACAGUCCACUGGGUUCAGGCUAUUGGCUGGUGCAAUAAUAUCGCUUGGAAUGUUGGACCACUAACAGCAUACCAGUAUAAACUCGCAGUGGAGAGAUAUGAGUGGAAUAAACUACAAAGUGUGAAGUCUAUUGUUCCCAUGAUUCACCUGUCCUGGAACUUGGCACGGAACAUUAAAGUGUCAGAUCCCAAGCUCUUCGAAAUGAUUAAGUUCUGCUUGUUGAGGACGUUGAAGCAGUGUCAGAUGUUGAAGGAGGCUCUCAUUGUUGCAGGGAAAGAGAUUGUAUGGCAUGGAAGGGGAAAGGACGAGCCUGCUCAUUACUGUAGCAUCUGUGAGGUAGAGGUCUUUGAUCUGCUUUUUGUCACUAGUGAGAGCAAUUCUCGGAAGACCUAUGUAGUGCAUUGCCAGGACUGUGCUCGCAAAGGCAGUGCAAACCUGGAAAAUUUUGUGGUGCUAGAACAGUACAAAAUGGAGGACCUGAUGCAAGUCUAUGACCAGUUCACAUUAGCUCCUCCAUUGCCUUCAUCUUCAUCUUGACAUUGACAUUUAUUGUUCUGUGGACUUUAUACAAAAUGAAACAUUUCUGAUAUUCAGGAAGUGACCCAGUUGUGCACCACUGGUUUCUGUAGCUAUCCCAUAAGGCUGCUGGCUGAAAGCUGUGUGUCUAUGCAACCUUCCAAGUGCGGAGUGUCAACCAACUGGACGGGAGGUGGUGCUGCUCCUAUUCCAGAACUAUUUAUAGCUGUCUCAGCUGUGCGCUUGUAAAAGUGAAAAAAAUGUUUUGUAUAUAUAAUUAUCUGUCACAACUGGCAACAUCACACAAAGACUACUGACUCGACCUUCCUCUUUUGUAUUACUUGGUUUCUGGGCUGAUAAAUUGGUUCAUUAUCUUUUUUUUCAUUGAAGUUUCUCUUAAGAAAAUGAGUACUAGCUUAGCUGGUCUUUUGUAUGGUAGAUAGACAUUUUAAGUCUCUUUGGGUAACAAAAUAUAAAAAAAAAUUUGUAAUGUGAAAAGUUAGGUGAAUAUAAUUUUGUACUGCUUUUAUGUUUUAUCUGUCUUGUUAUUUUGAAACCAUGGUAAUUUUUGGUUUCUUAGGUUUAAAAAAAAAAAAAAAACAAAAAGAAAAAAAAAAAAACAGCCAAGUCACAAAGAUAAAUGGGUUGCACAUAGACUAAGGAAUAAACAAAUUUGUGUUUUUUUUUGUUUGUUUUGUUUCUAAUCUUGAUGUAAAUUUACACUAUUUAUAAAUACAUAUUUAUUGCUUGAAAAUAUUUGUGGAUGGAAUGCUGUUAUUUUUUCCCAGAGUACCUGCCAUUAAAUUAAGGAGUUUUGUCAUUUUAACACUACUCCUAUUAUGUUUUCUAUAUAUAAAUAAAAACUGCUUAGCAUUGUACAGAAACUUA
Polyodon spathula (Mississippi paddlefish) is the source of this 5421-nucleotide messenger RNA. RefSeq names its product lysine (K)-specific demethylase 6A (gene kdm6a). Gene Ontology annotation, molecular function: histone H3K27me2/H3K27me3 demethylase activity; RNA polymerase II cis-regulatory region sequence-specific DNA binding; chromatin DNA binding. Lineage: Eukaryota; Metazoa; Chordata; Actinopteri; Acipenseriformes; Polyodontidae. The record is from RefSeq and is a predicted model, not a curated record. Bases 100 to 4554 code for a protein of 1484 amino acids. Gene Ontology annotation, cellular component: MLL3/4 complex. The transcript is spliced from 31 exons. Gene Ontology annotation, biological process: heart development; regulation of gene expression.